GGAGUCAGACUGUCGCCUUAGAUCUCAUAGGAAGCACACACAGACAGACACACAGGCUUCUCGUUGUCUGUUCUAUGAUGUCUCCUCUUGUUGCCCGUCUGCUGCUCCUUGUCUUCUUGGCGAUACCCCUCUAUGGCGUGGAAAAGGUGAGAAAUAGAGGAUACCGAAAGGAUCCAGAUGCUGACAAGGUGAGAGACAGACCGACCAUCCAGUAUUCUCGAGAUGUAGAUGUGCCGUUCCCAGGGAGAUGUGUGCGCUUUGGUGAAAGGCUGUACUAUCGUUAUCCAUCGCGUUUUUUUGACGAAACUCGGGCCUAAACUAAAAUUAAAUGAUGUACUCUUUUUUCUCUUUUUUCCUCUUUGGGUUAGUUUUUAUUGUGGCAUGCAUUAGUGUUUCUGGGUAAUCAUUCAGACUGAAUCCCCCACGUGAAAAAGUCAUGCUGAGAACUGAGUCGUGCGAUCCACCAGCUGGUUCAUGGUCCAUUUAGUGGGAUUAUCACUUAAGCCUAACAGUCUCCAAAGUUACCUGGUCCAGGCAGCUCAUAAUGUGGGCUACUGAGUUAUAUAUUAUUUUAGGGGGGUCAGUGGGUUCUCUAGUAUUCAAGGUUUGGCUGCUCUCCAGUAGACUGAGGGGGCAGAUAGAAAUCCCCUAACGGGAAGUGGGGUUCUGCCUGAUCCCCUCCUUGUCUGUCUCUGUUUUCUGUCUGUUUCCUAGUGUUCACUGUCGUCUGGGGAGGAAAAGCAUUGAUACUGGCAUUUUUAGCAGGUUAAGGCAGGCUAUCUGAUAUUUGUUAAUACUUAAAGAUGGGUUCAACAGUUGAAGUCCAUUGCAACCACUCACUCCAUCCUUAAUCACAGCCUGUCGUUGAUUGGUAUUACAUAACUCUGCAUGCUGUAGGUGGAGGAUCAAGAAACAAAGUGGGCACACACUGACCUCCUCAAUCUCCUGGAAUUCGAACGAAAGUGAACUACUGAACUUUUGUUUGUAUAUCUAGAACUCUGUAGAUCCCACAGUCUAUGGUAGAUCCUCCUUCAGCAGUCUGCAUCCCCCCACCACCCCAAAAACCCACAGAGCCCAGGCGGUUACUGUUUAUUAUCCCCCAAAGUCAUAUUCCACAAUUGAGACCACAGCAAACGCAUAUAAUAAAGCAUUUUAUGUUAACAUCUGUAUUUAGUGUACUGGAAAUGAUGCAGAAAAGCCAAACUGCACCUCAGUCUCUGAAGAAAGAAGAUCUGCUUAUUUGAACCAAAUGGUAAUCAUGAAAUGCUAAUUUGCAUCCUCUCAAGACCCUCUGAAUGAGGCGCUCUGACAGCAUAACAUUAUGUGCGCACUCUGUCUGCAUGCUGCAGGAGAGCUUCAGUGCUUGCUUCAGUGUUGGCCCAUGCAUGAAAUACUACUGAUUCCUCUGCACUUCAGGGCAAGAGCAGCUCGUAUGCGUCACUUACAGUAGUGGACUGUGUGCUGUACUAAUAUCCAGGGGGACUGGAUUUUAAUUCGUGCAGGCGGCAUGCACCGCUAUAGAAACAGCAGCCUGGUUUGCUAAUGUUGAAUUCAGCUGUGAAGCUAUGUGGACAGAGGCUCCAUUCAUUAGCUUGCCUUGACAGUCUCCAAAAGUCCAAACCUUAAAUGAAAUACAGACCUUUCCCCGCUGGAAAUCAACCAAAGGGGAUUCAUGCUGUGUUUGCGUCAUUUUUACACUGAGACACCUCUCAAUAGGAGCAUGGAAAACGAUCCCUUUUGCCUGAAGACAAAUUCUAGCUCGAUUAGGGCAUAUGCAUACCAACCCACAAACCAUCAAAGAUUUCCCAGUUUCCUAUAGAGACAGUGACCUCACAUCUCCAGGUCGCUCCAGCAUUUUAGCCUCUUAAUGACUCAAACAGACUCCAAACCAUCUGUUUCUCAAGCAGCUGAUGGAAGAAAACUGUAACUCUCUUUUCAAGCAUUUCCCAAAUUUAAAUAGUCUGAAUUAGUGGUUUUACUUUACUCCAGAGACUCCAGUUGGAACUAGAUGUUGAAACUAAGGUAAAAGCGCUUUGUUUCUCCCCUUCUUGCCUUAAUGCCUUCUGGCCACACGCCCUCUAACUGCUCCACAGCUGCUUGCUAAGCAAAGGGCAACAAUGACCCAAAAAGAAAAACACUUUCAAAUCCUUUUGGCAUCAUUGUUUGCUGAAGGGCAGGAAGAAAGCUUACGUGUUAGUUUAAGUCUGUCUAAACUUAGAUGGGGAGGUAUAAUAAGACAGUUUAAAACAACAACAAAAAUACAACUAAAAAGAAACUUUACGCAGCUAACCUUCACACUGUAAUCUGCUGGUUUGAGUUUGUAUUUUUUGAAAAACAAAAUACACAAAGUUAUCUGGGAUCUUCAUUGUGUCUCUCCCAGUAUGUGGUAGGAAUGUUUUGGCAAGCUUCCCUGUCUCUGUGUGUCGUCUGAGCUACUGACUCAGCUUGUGAAAGAUCUGUUUAAACAGCAGAAGAUUCAGCUGGACAAUGAAUCACGCAUGGGAUUUGAGGCGGGCCUCCUGCAAAUUUAGGUUGUCAGCGAGCCUUCAGUUCCUCAUUAACACACGGUAUAUCAUUCACUUGCUUCAUGGCUUUAUGGGUGCUGGCUCUGUCUCUUUACCUCGGUCUGAACACAGCUGUAUCUGCACUUUUCAGCUCUGCAGCAGUGUGAGUGUUUACACAAGUGGUUGAUAGGGUGUAUUCUGGCAGCCAUCAGGUGUUUGCGGCGAAAAUCAGCCCAAACACAGACUUCUCCCCAAGGAGGGAUAAAUAACAAACCCUAAACAAGAAGUUAGAGAAGAAGCGUCUGCUGUGUAAAACAUGCUUCUCAUCAGUUACAGCUUCCAUCGUGACCUUUUCUUCACCCCGUUUUACAGUUUGGCAGUUGCAUGCAAGGUCCGGCAGGCACCCCUGGGAGAGAGGGUAACCCAGGAACUAACGGCAUCCCAGGUACGCCGGGCAUUCCUGGUCGUGAUGGACUGAAAGGUGAAAAAGGAGAGUGCGUUAAUGAGAUCUUUGAGGAGCCUUGGAGGCCCAACUACAAGCAGUGUGCCUGGAACUCUCUGAAUUAUGGUAUCGACCUGGGUAAAGUAGCCGUGAGUAUCUUGAUACACUGACUAACAGGUUUCUGACGUCAGUGCAGAUUUGCAGAAAUGUUACAUAACCCCCCCGUGAUGCAUAGAAGAGGCUGAAUUUCUCUGUGGUGUGCUGCAGGACUGCACGUUUACAAAGAUGCGUUCAGACAGCGCUCUGAGAGUCCUCUUCAGUGGUUCCCUCAGACUGAAGUGUAAGAACGCCUGCUGCCAGAGGUGGUACUUUACCUUCAAUGGAGCAGAAUGCACAGGACCCCUGCCCAUAGAGUCCAUCAUCUACUUAGACCAAGGAAGUCCUGAGCUCAACUCAACCAUCAACAUCCACAGAACAUCCUCAGGUAUGAGUGUUGACAUGGGCUUUGAUAUGCAGUGGACCACCUGAAACGAGAGUUAUCCUCAGUUAGGGCUGGGCGAUAUGGGCUAAAGUUUAUCACAAUACAUUUUUUUUAUCACGAUAUGAAAAAAGAAAUUUGCUUGUCAAUCUUGAAUGUUCCCGGUUACUCUUAAAUGGAAUUUAACAGUGCUUAUUGGUAGCAUGUCUUUUGCAGAACAAUAAGCUACUGCAUCUGUGAGGACUUUGUGUCUCUUUGACGUUUUGUCGUAAGACGUUGCGCUAGAGAAAGCGGACUGGUCGGCUGCAUAAGCGCCAUAGGCUCCUCUCUCCACUCAGGGUUUGUAACCUUUUCCAUUGUGCGUGUUCUGCCGCGUGGCACUCUCCUUUCCAUUGGCUCUUCGUAUAUUCUACUAAACAUGGCAGAAUGCUGACAAUCAAAAACCAUAUUGACCGUGUUUUUUAUCGGUAUAGAGGGCAAUUAAUUUUCAAUAUAUAUUGUUAUCGUUUUAUUGCCCAGCCCUAUCCUGAGUGCAAAGUCAUGCUGUGGUAUCAAAGUAUAAGUUCAGGAUUUGAGGCAAUAUUCUUGGAAACAAUUAGUAAGUCUAGCCUUUUUUAAAAGUCACCAAAUCUGCCCACUAGUAUGUCUUCAACACAUCAAGUAAUGUUUGGCUCAUAACAGACAUUUCAAUGCUUGGAAACGAGCCCCUCCAGCUGUUUCUUUGUUUCCAGUCUUUGUGCUAAGUGUAGUCUGCCAGCCGGCAGCUGCAAUUAAAUGAUUUUAACUGCUGUCUCCACAAACUCUGACAGAAACCCUCCCUGUUAGAUUUUGGAAAUUUCAUUAGUGUCAGAGAGCGGUAACUGUAAUCUCUGGGUGUUCCCUGAAAAUUCAUUUGCAAUAUUUUCUCCUUUUCAUCCUCCCCAGUUGAAGGGCUGUGCGAGGGCAUCAAAGCAGGGUUGGUGGAUGUCGCCGUGUGGGUGGGGACCUGUGCUGACUACCCCAGAGGUGACGCAUCUACAGGCUGGAAUUCAGUAUCCAGGAUUAUCAUUGAGGAACUGCCAAAAUAAAAAAAAAGCAUGCUCCAUAUAAGGGAGGGACCAGUCUUGGCAGUAUAAGAGUAUGUUAUCUGGCUCUCCAAAAUGAUCAGGUUUGCUCAGCCGAGGCGUCACAGCAUCACUGAUGGUAACUUGAAUGUUUUAUUGUUUUGUUUAAAUACUAUAAUAGUUGACAGACCUAUAAAAAGAGGAAACUGUGUCACACUGUUUACCAGAAAUAAACUCUGUACUGUAGCUUCUCUGCUUGUGGGUGCUUUAGGUGCAUGGUCACCACCAAUUAAUAGACAUUUUGACAAAACACAGACAUUUAUACUCAUGUGACUUGUUUGUAUUCAUUAUUGUUAAUAAACUUGUUUUUUUUUUAAGAUUUCAAUUCCAA
Xyrichtys novacula (pearly razorfish) is the source of this 4858-nucleotide messenger RNA. Lineage: Eukaryota; Metazoa; Chordata; Actinopteri; Labriformes; Labridae. The record is from the annotation of a GenBank genome assembly.